Molecule: messenger RNA, 2595 nt
Organism: Micromonas pusilla CCMP1545
Lineage: Eukaryota; Viridiplantae; Chlorophyta; Mamiellophyceae; Mamiellales; Mamiellaceae
Exons: 1
Coding region: 1-2595 (864 amino acids)
Cellular component (GO): cell wall; plasma membrane
Source: RefSeq, a predicted model, not a curated record
AUGCCGCGUCUCGCCUCCCUCAUUCUCGUCUUCGUCGUCUUCGCCGCGCCAUCGCGUCGCGUCGCGCUCGCGCUCGCGGGGCUCCCUCCGCCGCCGCCCGCGGACGCGGACGCGGACGCGGGGCGCCUCGCGUGGCUCAGCCUCGGCGACGUUCCGACGACGCCGAACGUGUGCGAGGGCUCGUUCGACGCGUCCCUGAACGCGAACGCCGCCGCGUGCGACGUCGUCACCGGGUCGCUGCUCGUCUCCGCGCGCCUCCCGCGCGCGUUCGACGACGCGCGCCUCGCGCGCGUGGACGGCGACGUGCUCGUGCGCGACAACGCGGUCGAGACGUCGCUUCGCGGCGCGUUCCCGGCGCUGACGCGCGUGGGCGGCGACGUCGUCGUCGACAACACGCGGCUCGUGUACCUCGCGAUCUUUCCCGCGCUCGAGGAGGUGGGCGGCGGGGUGUUCGUCCUGAACAACGCGCGCGUGUUGCGCUUCGGCGACGGCGAGCGCGCGGCGUUCGCGCGGCUCGUUCGCGUCGGCGGCGACGUCGUGCUCGCGAACAACGCGGCGAGGACGCUGGACGGCGCGUGCUUCCCCGCGGCGCGACGCGUCGGCGGUGGCGUCGUCGUCCGCGACUCCCCCGCGCUGACGUCCAUCGGAGACGGCGGCGGCGGCGGCGUCGCUCGCGCGCCCGAGCCGCCGCCGUUCGCGUCGCUGGAGGCGGUCGCGGGCGACGUCGUCGUCGCGCGGUGCGACGCGUUGACGCGCGUCGCGGGCGCGUUUCGACGCCUCGCGCGCAUCGACGGCGACGUUCGGCUCGAAACGCUUCCGUCGCUGGUCGAAAUCGAGGGCGCGUUCGCGACGUUGGACCGCGUGCUCGGGUCGCUGCGGCUGCUCGACGCGCCGAAAGUAACGCACGCGAAGAAGGCGUUUCUGUCGCUGCGGUACGUCGCCGGGGACGUGAAAAUCGAGGGAUGCGACGCGUUGGCGGCGCUGGACGGCGGGACGCUCAACGGCCUCGCGCAGAUCGGCGGGUCGCUCGUCGUCCGACGCACGUCGCUCGCGUCCGCGUCGUUCCUGUUCAGCCUCUCCAGCGUGAUCGGCGACGUUCGGUUCGAGUCCAACGCGAAGUUGAGGAGCUUGGACGGGUUACAGAACGUCCGGUACGUCGGCGGCGGGCUCGCGUUGCAAGGCCUCGUCGGCGCGUUCGGACGCUGCGGGGAGAUAUCCGAGGCGACGGGCGUCGCGCACGCGUGUUACGCGCGGCAGUACAGGUUCUGUCAGCCGCUCGUGAAGACGCGGGGAUGGGGCAGCAGCGCAGCCGGCGCCGUCCCGGGUUGGUACCGGUGCGUCGAGAGCGUGAUGACGACGCUGCUGAACACGCCGGAGCUGAAGACGACGGCUUCCGUCGUCCUCGCGUCCGGGCUCCAAGACGCGCUGCAGACGCCGAGGGCGGCGGUGACGAUGUUCGCGCCCACGGACGUCGCGUGGUUGAAGACGAUAGGGCCGGUGGAUCAGAUUCUCGCGAGGGGCGGGAGCGACCUCGCGGACGUCGUUCUGGCGCACGUCGUCCGGGGCGUUUUUCCGUCGAGCGGCUUGCGCGCGGACGACGCGAUGCACACGCUGUUGUUGGGGCUCGGGAUCAAAGUCGGCGUGACCCCCGGGGUGUUGCCCGCGCCGCCCGCGAAGAUCACGCGGUGUAAGGCGCAGCCCGGGACGUGGGCGGAGUGCGCCGGGGCGCCGACGCGGAAGGUGUCGAUCGCGCCGUUCGCGUGGUUGCCGCUUCGGGGCGUCGCGAACGAAUUCGUGCGAGAGAGUCGACGGGAUACGAGCAGCACGGAGGAGCUGCUGGCCGCGUUUCAGAGGAGCGCGGUCGACGCGUACGAGUCCGAGGUGGACGCCGCGGAGGCCGCGGCGGCCGCGGCGGCGGCGGCGGCGGAGGAGGAAGAGGGGAACGACGCGGAGGACGCGGGAGCGCCGAGCGAAAACGCCGACGCCCGAACGACGACGCUCACCCUCGAGGACGUCCUGAAGAGUCACGAAGCGUCCACGGCGUGGGCGGCGAAAGCGCGCGAGGCGAACGCGCACGCCGCGCGACUCGUCCUCCCGAACCUCAAGGCUGGGAACGGGUACGUGCACGUGAUCGACGCGGCGUUGACCCCCGCGAACGCGAUCACGCCGGCGCCGCCGGCGCCGCCGCCGGGCCCGCGAACGCCGUCGAGUUUUUCCCCGUUGCAAACGCUGCUCGUGACGCGACCGCCGCCGCCGCCCGCGGUGUUCCUGAACGCGCCGCCGCCGGUGUUGACGCCCAUAUCGCAGUAUUUCAUCGCGCCGCCGCCGCCGCCGGGGCGCGCUCCGCCGACGCCGUCGCCGCCGCCCGGAGGAGGCGGGAACGGCGGGAACGGCGGGUCGUGCGUCGCGCAGGCGCCGAACAUAUGCGGUCUCUGCGACUACACGUACCAGGACGAUCCGAACAUCGGGACGUGCUGCUGCGACGCGAGCUGCUUGGAGCCGGAGAACGGGGACUGCUGCGCGGACUACGAGUCCACGUGCGGGGGAGCGCAGAGAGCGAGAGAAGAGACGGAGGCGUCCGUUGGCGUGGAAUAG